CGGAAGCGGAAGUAAGUGAGUAAAUUACAUUUGUCAGGAAAAUGGCUGCCUGUGUAAGUGGCGCAGUGGCUUCUUCCCUGUCUUAUGAGCAAAUAAUUUCUGGUGACCAGUUUGGUUUUUUGAUUGGAAAAAUCAUUGUUAAUGUUAAAGACACAGUCAGCGAUUCCCAAAUUAAUGCUACUAAAGUGGAGACUUAUGUCCAUAUCUCCUCUCACCUCCCAUGUUCACAUACAAAUCGCUUCUACGACCGAAGAGGAAAGAUUAUUCCUGAGAGCCUAAAAGCAAUAUUAAAAGACAAACAGAAGGAAAUAGUUGGUUGGUAUCGUUUCCGACGGAACUCAACUUUACAAGUCUCUCUCUUAGAAAAUGCUGUUCACAAGAACCUGGUACAGUUUCUGGACAUUACCCAACCGGAGAAUUUUGUUUUCCUUUUAACCACAGCUUCCACUUCUUACAACAUGGCAACGCAUUCAUAUGAUCAUGUACUGUACAAGUUUUCACACAGUUCUAAUGAGUUUUUACCAAUUUCACUGUCUGUGAUAAACCUUGGUGACACCACACAUUCCCAAUACAAACCAUAUGGUACAGCCAAUAACCUGCAAACUGGUAUUUACCAAACUGUUGUGCAAAAGUUUGAAAAUCGGUUCCAUGAUGAAAGAGGAGAUAUUCGGGAAGUUGGCUUGGUUAAAGAGCUUUCAGCUAACUUGUUAACACAGCUUGAAAAAAUAAGCUCACUGGUAUCUGAUGAAGAAAAACAGUUGGAACGCUUGGAAGCUGAAGUCGAGGUGUAUGAAAGAAAGGUCAACAAACUGAACAAGACAUCACAGUCAAACAGUUCAUUUGCACCUAUGAAUGUCCACAGGUUAGAUGCAUUUAUUGAGGGCGUUGAUAACGACAAGAAAGACUGUCAAAGGCUUACAACCAAUAAUCAUUUAAUUACAGAUUUCUUGAAAAACGAUGACAGUAAGAGAAAGCUACAAAUGGAAGUCAUCUUGAAGAACUUUGAUGCUAAAGAUUGGCUUUGUAAGCAGGCUAACGAAGAUUUCAAUCUUUCUUCACACUCUGCCAACCCGAUCAGAGCUGACACCCAAAAUACCGACACCAUCCUCAACAAACUAUCAGCUCCAGUACAAGCGAGUAUUCAGAAUUUCCCCCAUUACAACACUAUUUCCGGUCCAAGCAACAAAAUCUCCAUGAGGUCGAUGACCAACAGCUACAACAACACUUCCACCAUGCUAAGGAACACAACGGAACAUACUUCUUUGAAAUCGCAUUCUUUAAAACACUCUCUGAAUGGCGACGAACUGAAUCAAGAGCCCAAUUACGUAAUACUUCCAGUCGGUGCGAGUUUGAAAUCAACACAGAACUAUCCUAAAAUGAAUAAACCUGAUGAUAAUUCAUCAUCUGUUAUGUGUAAUUACUCAAAAGCAACUCGUUGCUCGUUACCAAAGUGUAAACCACACAACUGUCGGGAGGAACACGAAAUUGGCUCUUCGAACCAACAUAUUAAUGACAUUCAAAGUUUCCAUAAACAAACUCAACCUUCUGAUGCAGCUACUACAGAACAGGAUGAAAUCGGUCCCUACUUAAAAUUAGCAGUAAAUAACAAUACCGUGUCAGCUCCUAAUAUUCCUACGACAAAGUAUUCAGCUCGAAGUAUUCAGAACCAACAGACUUUAGCAACUAAUUUUCCUCAAUGUCCUCUCCCAACAGACAUACCUUUAACUCCUACCUCUAAUCAUCAAACCUCUUCUCUUUCCCUACACUCUCUCCCCAAUAAUCCCAAAUCAAAGAUGAUGUACGUAGAUAUGCAGAACUCUGCUAUACACUCAAACGACAGCAGUAAUAUUUCUCGAGGUCAAGAAGAGUCGGCCGGUUGUGGAGAAAAUUGAUUGUGAACCCAACGCAAAAAUCUCUCUCUCUCUCUAUCUCUCUUUCCCUCUGUGUAUUUAAAACAAUUGAAAUUCCAUUUAAGCAGGAACUUAGUAAUGGAGGAGAGACCGAGAGAACACCAAAACCAAGCUAAGUAACCCUUACUGGAGGAAAGUCUGUAUAUAUAUGUGACAUGAUCUCCAGUUUUAAAAAAAUGGCUGUGAACAACAUAGUUUAGAAAGAAAGCCAAAGCCAAAAGUUGAAAGUAAAUCGUGAAACAUUGUUAUAUAUAUUGACAUAUAUAAAGAGAAAGCUUUCUUAUUCUGAUGCUUCUAGGCACCAUU
Molecule: messenger RNA, 2216 nt
Organism: Octopus sinensis (East Asian common octopus)
Lineage: Eukaryota; Metazoa; Mollusca; Cephalopoda; Octopoda; Octopodidae
Exons: 8
Coding region: 42-1892 (616 amino acids)
Biological process (GO): attachment of spindle microtubules to kinetochore; mitotic spindle assembly; protein K63-linked deubiquitination
Cellular component (GO): nucleus
Molecular function (GO): polyubiquitin modification-dependent protein binding; microtubule binding
Source: RefSeq, a predicted model, not a curated record